This is a messenger RNA of Callorhinchus milii (elephant shark), 2071 nucleotides long. RefSeq lists its product as uncharacterized. The record is from RefSeq and is a predicted model, not a curated record. Bases 21 to 1100 code for a protein of 359 amino acids. The transcript has 7 exons. Lineage: Eukaryota; Metazoa; Chordata; Chondrichthyes; Chimaeriformes; Callorhinchidae.
CCUGGCGGCGGGGACACGGGAUGGGGCGGGACCUGACUCUGUCUCGGAAGCUCUCGUACUUCAACGGUCGGUUCCGGAGGCUGUGCCGCCGACUGCCCGACUGCCCGGAGCGGCGGAGCCAAGCGCUGGAGCCGCUGAUCCGCUGCUGCGGUGCGGCCGAGCGGCCCCCGGGGCCGGACAGGGGGCGCCGGGGCUGGAGCCGCGGGGCCUGGGCACUGACCGCGGCCCUCACCGCCCUCUGCUCACUGCUGCUCGGCCUCUCGCACUGUCCGCUCCUCCGCUUCUGCGGCCGCGCUCUCCUCAUCCAGGUGCUGCCGUACUGGGACUGGACGCUUUACCACAACAUGGACUGUCUGAUCGGGAACCCCUAUUACUCGCAGGCGGGAGCCGAGUCCAUGCAGCCAGUGGACUGCGUGAGAGCGUGCCAAGCCUACCAGGUGGUGGAAAGGCUGCAGAACGCUGACGCAGUCGACGUCCUUCAGAAUUACCUGCGACAGAACCGGCCGCUGGUGAUUGUGGACGGGAUGACGGGCUGGGCAGCGCGCAGCGACUUCAGUGUGGAGAGCCUAACGCAGCUGUACAGUGAGCACCUGGUGCUGCAGAGCUCCACUGUGUGCAGUUACUGGGCCUCGGAGAACUCCCCCGAGCACAGCCCUGCCUCCUUCCUGCAACACGUCCACCGGCAGACCCUCACCCAAUGGACGCUUCAGUGGAAGAACUGUAACAAAGCGGCUGCCAAGGUGAUCCGCACCUUUUACCAACGACCAUAUUUCCUGCCUCCCAUGGUGGAGCUGGCCGAGUCUAACUGGCUGCUGAUGGCUUCGCGGGCAGAGGGCAGUGGGAUGGAAGGCGGGUUUGUGAAGGUUGAUGAUCAUGACGGAGACUUGCUGCUGUGGAUCGCUCAGGUCCAGGGGGUCUUUGAGGUUCAGCUCUUGCCCAGGGACGCCUGCGCAGACACCUGUGCCCAUCACGCCUUACAGCUCUCACCUGGAGAGACAGUCUCCGUGCCUCUUCAGAUGUGGGAGGUUCAGUAUCGACCGAUUACCUCCACUGCCAUUGGACUCGCUGCAACCGGUAACUGGCUCCAGGACCCCAGCUAAGUGGCCGGGUCAGAGCGGGACCUGUGUUGGGAAGGAACCAGUGUGGUGCUGUUCAUGGUUGAACCGCUGUCUCUGUUUGGUGGAAGCUUUCAGAAUACAGCAGGGAUGGAUAGAGUGGAUUGGGGGUUACGUUCAGAGGAUGUGUGGGUUGCCCGGAGGUGGAUGGGUUUGGACACCUGUCUGAUGGACACUGCCCGAGGCCGAGGCGAAUACAGCAGCUGCCGCAAACUGUCACCAUUUGACACUGGAUCAGCUCGCUGUAACUUCCGAUCAGAAUAAAGUGGUUGCAGCCGAUUGGUGAAAAUUCAUCCGCAAAUUGCUACAUGGAUGACGGAUGUCAACGCGUGUUGCGGGGCCCUGGCUCAUGGGAGGAGGAGCUGGACACUGGCGGGUGGGGUGGGUGAGGGCAUUUAUCUUUUAACGUAUAUGAGAAGAACAGUAUGUAAUAGCGUCUCUAUCAGUGUCCUUCUCUCACUUUGGAUAUUCCACGGUUGCAGAGCUUCCAUUACUCCAGUCACUUCCUCUCUCUUGUCUUGUGGACCGUGCUCUCGGCCGCCUGUCGCCUCCCUGGCCCUCGGCUCGGGUGCAAACCCUGGACUGUCCAGGGCCUUGGCACGACCUCCCGACGCGAACGAUGCUGUAUAAAUGUAAAUUUAUAUUGUGUUGCUCGCUCGCUGUGCUGUCCCCCCUAUUGCUGCGGGAUGUCUGUAGCCGCAAAACUUCAUUUCGAACACAAGGCGGCAGCAGUUCCACUGUAAUUGAAUCGAUCCAGAAUUAUCCAGUCAAAGAAACUGAGGGAUUUGGUCCUGUUUCACCAUAAACAGAGAGACUUCAUUGUGUUACAGUCACUCCAUUGCGCGCUGGGGCUCUCGGUAGAGAUCCUGCUGAAUUGGCCUGAAAUCUGUGACGGGGCACAAGGUUGCGAUGCUAUUUUCUAACAGUUCCCCCAAAUAAAAUUGGUUAUUCACUUC